CAGCCUCACCUACUGGGAGAUGGGAGAUGUGGGAGAAAUGCUGAGUGAGCUCAGACCAUGAAAUAUUAAAAGACCUAGAGGAAAGUUUCAGUAUGUUAGGAGACAACCUUGUAGAGUAUUUAUCAAAGAAUCUAGACAAGAAUGACUAAAGAUGAGAAGGUAUGUUGUCAUCUAUGCCAUGGGAGGUGGUGCCAUCAUUAAUGAAAUCAUGGAUCUAUUGAAGUUAGAUGAAGGCCUUGUCCUGAAAAAGAAGCAAGGUGAAGUUAGUAAGAUAUGAGAUCCUCAAUUCUCAGCCAGUCCUCUCUUCAGGGCUCUUAACAUCAAGUCAGCUUUCAUCUCUGAGAGAAACGAUGGAAGAAGUCAACCACACUUUAGGUUUCUGAAAGAAAAGACUGGGGAAUACAUGAGAGGAGCAAGCAGUUUCCAUCCUGACCCUGUUCUGAGCCAGAUACUUUGGGGAAUUCCCUCUCAGGUCCAUAGCCCAGUUGGUGGCAUGUCUGGCAGUAGUUCACGGUCAGGGUCUGUGGGGGGAUUGACCAUGAAAUCACAACUUCAGAUCAUUGUCAUCUCAGCAAAACUUAAAGAAAAUAAAAAGAACUGGUUUGGGCCAAGUCCUUAUGUGGAAGUCUCAGUAGAUGGACAGUCAAAGAAGACAGAAAAAUGCAGCAAUACCAACAGUCCCAAGUGGAAGCAACCUCUUACUGUAAUUGUCACACCUAUCAGCAAAUUAAAUUUUCGUGUAUGGAGUCAUCAGACAUUAAAAUCCGAUGUUUUACUGGGAAGUGCUGCUCUAGAUAUUCAUGAAACGUUAAAAUCAAAUAAUAUGAAACUUGAUGAAGUGAUUGUGACAUUACAUCUUGUGGGUGACAAGGAGCCAACAGAAAUCAUAGGAGACCUGUCAGUUUGUCUUGAUGGACUACAAGUAGAUCCUGAUAUUCUAACAAAUGGCUAUGCCACAUCUUCAGAAGGUAGUUCACAGAGUGAUGAUUCCAGAACCAGGAAUGAUACAAGAUCAAAUACAAAUGGACCUGAAAAUGCUGAGGAACCAGGAUGCAGUGAUAAUAGGAAGGUCAAUGGCAGCAGUUCUCCAUCACUCACAAAUGGAGGUUUUAAACCUUCUAGGCCUCCAAGACCUUCAAGGCCACCUCCUCCUACUCCCCGUCGACCAGCAUCUGUCAAUGGUUCUCCUGCACCAUCUGAAACUCCUGUAUCUAGUACAGAUUCAUCACCUUCAACAAGUAUGAGUGUAAUUCCCGAAGGAGCAACAGCUGGAACAUCAGUUCCUACCACUGUGGCUUUAACAACACCUCCAACUUCUAGACAAGUGCAGUCAGUAAAUUCUGCUUCUCAACAACUCAAUACAGUUAAUCAAGGUCCUCUUCCGCCUGGUUGGGAACAGAGAGUGGACCAACAUGGACGAGUCUACUAUGUAGAUCAUGUUGAAAAAAGAACAUCGUGGGAUAGACCAGAACCUCUUCCACCUGGCUGGGAACGUCGAGUUGACAACAUGGGACGUGUUUAUUAUGUUGACCACUUUACAAGAACUACAACUUGGCAACGGCCAACUUUGGAAUCAGUUAGAAACUAUGAGCAGUGGCAACUACAGCGAAGUCAACUCCAAGGAGCAAUGCAACAAUUUAACCAGAGAUUCAUUUAUGGGAAUCAAGACUUGUUUACUUCAUCUCAGAAUAAAGAAUUUGAUCCUCUUGGACCUCUGCCACCAGGAUGGGAAAAGAGAACAGAUAGUAAUGGCAGAGUGUAUUUCGUCAAUCACAACACACGUAUUACACAGUGGGAAGAUCCUAGAAGUCAGGGCCAAUUAAAUGAGAAGCCUUUACCAGAAGGCUGGGAAAUGAGAUUUACAGUGGAUGGGAUUCCAUAUUUUGUGGAUCACAAUAGGAGAACAACAACAUAUAUAGAUCCUAGAACUGGAAAAUCUGCUCUAGACAAUGGACCCCAAAUAGCCUAUGUUAGAGAUUUUAAAGCAAAGGUCCAUUAUUUCCGUUUCUGGUGUCAGCAACUGGCUAUGCCACAGCACAUCAAGAUUACAGUGACAAGAAAAACUUUGUUUGAAGAUUCCUUUCAGCAGAUAAUGAGUUUCAAUCCCCAGGAUCUUCGAAGACGUUUGUGGGUGAUUUUUCCAGGAGAAGAAGGUUUAGAUUAUGGAGGUGUGGCAAGAGAAUGGUUCUUUCUUUUGUCACAUGAAGUGCUGAACCCAAUGUAUUGCCUGUUUGAAUAUGCAGGGAAGGAUAACUACUGCUUGCAGAUAAAUCCAGCUUCUUAUAUUAAUCCAGAUCAUCUGAAAUACUUCCGUUUUAUUGGCAGGUUUAUUGCCAUGGCAUUAUUCCAUGGAAAAUUCAUAGACACAGGCUUUUCUUUGCCAUUCUAUAAACGUAUCUUGAACAAACCAGUUGGACUCAAAGACUUAGAAUCUAUUGAUCCAGAAUUUUACAAUUCUCUCAUCUGGGUUAAAGAAAACAACAUUGAAGAAUGUGGUUUAGAGAUGUACUUCUCAGUUGAUAAGGAAAUUCUUGGUGAAAUUAAGAGUCAUGAACUGAAACCCAAUGGCAGUAAUAUACUAGUAACAGAAGAAAAUAAAGAAGAAUAUAUUAGAAUGGUAGCAGAAUGGAGAUUAUCUCGAGGUGUUGAAGAGCAGACACAAGCUUUCUUUGAAGGCUUCAAUGAAAUUCUCCCACAGCAGUACCUGCAAUACUUUGAUGCUAAAGAACUAGAGGUACUUUUGUGUGGAAUGCAAGAGAUUGACUUAAAUGACUGGCAAAGACAUGCCAUCUACCGACAUUAUACUAGGACAAGCAAACAAAUCAUGUGGUUUUGGCAGUUUGUGAAAGAAAUUGACAAUGAGAAGAGAAUGAGACUGUUGCAGUUUGUUACGGGAACAUGCAGAUUGCCAGUUGGGGGAUUUGCUGACCUCAUGGGGAGCAAUGGACCUCAAAAGUUUUGCAUUGAAAAAGUUGGCAAAGAAAAUUGGUUACCUAGAAGUCACACCUGUUUUAACCGCUUGGAUCUGCCACCCUACAAGAGCUAUGAACAACUGAAGGAAAAACUGUUAUUUGCCAUUGAGGAAACAGAAGGAUUUGGACAAGAGUGAUCUCUGAGAAUUUGCACCCCUGAAGGACAUGAAUUCUUUUGUAAUGUUUGUCCUUCACCUCUUUUGCUUGUUGCACAUCUUGUAAAUUGGACUCUGACUGUUUAAAGAGUUAUUUGUGUGUAAGUAAAUUAAUGUUAUCCUUGAGGUUGAUGUCCCAAUAAUUCUGGAUUUCUGCUGAGCCCUUCCAGAAUAAGAUCUUCAAGUGAUAUGACUACAGAUGAAACCUGACUUAACUUGAGAUUUAACACAGCAAUGACACCUGCCUUGUUUUACUCAGCAAGAACAUUUCUUUAACCCCCCUUUUUUUGGUCAAGUCUUUUCCUUUGGAGAUAGGGGUUUUUUUAGGGGUGCUGCAGACAUUCUGGGAAGUCCCUUUAGAGCUGCAAUGUACAGGAUGUUCAUUGCAAGCCUCUUGUUAAGAGAGGGAUUAUCAGUUCAAGCUUAAGCCAGCUCCAAGGUACCAGGAGCAAGCAUCAGCUCUCACGUGCCUAUUCUCACUGCGGCCUGGCCUGACUGUUUCUCAUUUUGCAUCAUUUUGAUGUUACCUCUGGAAGUGAUUGAGAAUUCUCUCAUCUGUUCACAAAUACCUUCUGCCAUUCAGUGCCACUUCAAAAACAAGUUUAGAUAGAACUAAAUGCCGGCCUGCACAGGACUCUCUACGUUUGUCUUCCUAUUGGGAUAUAUUGUAGGGCAAAUGCUCAACUGCCCAGAUACUGCUAUCACUCUAGGAAAGUUGUCUGGGGAAUAGGAUGGAUUGUUCACGUUGGCCACGUUCGUGAAACAGCUCUGGUAAGCUUGACCGCCAGCGGUUUAAUAAGGGACAGAGCAAAAAAGGGGCAUCCAGAGAGGUGGGUAGGUAGCCAAACAAAACCCCUCUCAAACGCCAUAGUGAUAUACGGUUUACAGAAGUUCACCUGGAAUUUAAAUGGUCUAGCAUCUGGAGGUAUCAUGUUAAGGUUUGCAUAGGAGCAACCAAUGUCCAAUUAGUCCAAUAUUUCUGUAGAGUCAUGUUGGUGGUGGAAGUUAGGCUUGACCUUUGCAAUUGUGUCAUAUCAGAUAAUUUCCUUUUUAUGUUUGUUUGUUUUUAAACAUUUAAGAGGUGUUGUACAAGCCAAGUUAUAUGUUGUUUACCUUCUAAUCCAAACUAUAGAAAUGUAAAACUUCUUCAGAAAUUUUAUUUUCACUUUAGGGGAAAUAUGAGUUUUCUGGUUUAAAAAAAAAAAGCCUAAAGAAGCCUAUCUCUGAGUUACUCAGUUACCUGUGAAAUGUUCUCCAUCUGUAUUCAGAUUGAUUGUUUCCCCCACCAUAUUAAGGUAGUCAUUUCAGUUCUUCAUUGUGCCCGAGUUCAGUUGAAUUAUUACUCUCAUAUUUUAAAAUUAAGUAGUUUUAAUUUCUCUUUUCCGUUAAUAUUUAAGAUUAGACUUAAUUUUUGUUAAUGAUUGCACUUUAGGUCUUAUAUAUAAUAGUUGUCUUUCUUUGUCUUGCCCCCAAGUAGUCUGUCUGGAGAUGGAUUGCAGUCAUGGCUUUUAACCUCUAGAGCCUGGGAUGGAGCCUAAACUGCCAGUGGUGCUUGUCAGAAAGAGACUCCAAACCCACCUGGAAGAAAAACAUUUUUGUUUCCUCUGUAGUUGAAUCUUGGAGCAAGAAAAAAUUAUAAAGAUAUUAACAUGUGUUUGGGCUCUAAGAUUCUAGAAUCUUAAAACAGAUUUGGGAUGAGUGAAUGGGCUGCCUUGUAGUAAUGAUUGCCUGUCAGUAUAAAGGGGGAUAGAGACUCUCAACCCUGUUUAUUUUUAUUUGAUUAUUUUGUUUGCAUGUACCACAAGAAAUGCAGUGUGAUCUAAUGCCACAGCUGAUUUGAUCAAUCAGAGAGACCUGCCAUUUUUCCUGUUGGGAGGAUAUGAGACAGUCUUACUGAGUAAAUAAUACCACCUACCCAAAUACUGGUAUAAAACCACAUUUCUGCAAUAUGCGAUGGGCUCUGAAGGAGACAAAGCCUUAUAAAGAUUUCCUGGUGAGGUAAAUUAUCAUAAUGAAAUUUAGUUAAGAGACUUACAAGAGAGAUUUAUGAAAUUAAGUGAGAUAAUGUAAGAAAGUAGACUUUUUUGUUCUACAUAAUGCAUCAUGAUUCAUCUACAGACUUAGAAAUAUUGUGUUAAAAUGUAUAAAUAUCACCCAAGAGGCUUUCUGCCCUAUAUUUUUAAGAUACAGAAUAGUUAUAUUUGAAAUAGCUAUGGCCCUAGUUCUAUAGGGUUUGGCUGUUAAAUAUUUUUAUGGAUGAAAUGUUUAGUUCCAGAAAAGGUAAAUGCUUGUAUAUAUUUUUGCAGCUUGGGGGUCCCUUAUUCCAUUUCUUCCUGUAAUUUAAGUGGCCACAUGUAUGUCUUUCCUGCUGUACUAGGGAACUGGGGGCUGGAUAUCCCAAGAACCAGAGGUUAUGUGAAAAUACUACAGAUAUACAGGAAAUACAAAUACCUACCAAAUGAAACCUUACAUUUGGGUCCAAACUAAACAUUUGAAAAUAGAUUUGUUGUAAGUGUUUAAUUAGAUUUCUUAAAUCUUAACUAAAAAAAUGCUUUUAGAAAGUCCAUUUUCUUUGUAAGCAUUGUAAAUGCUAACAAAUCCUGUUAAUUUUUUACCGCAUGUUAUAUUGAAAUAAAAAGGAAGUAAAAUAA
Monodelphis domestica (gray short-tailed opossum) is the source of this 5778-nucleotide messenger RNA. The record is from RefSeq and is a predicted model, not a curated record. NCBI's taxonomy places the organism in Eukaryota, Metazoa, Chordata, Mammalia, Didelphimorphia, Didelphidae.